Platichthys flesus (European flounder) is the source of this 2085-nucleotide messenger RNA. RefSeq names its product ghrelin/obestatin prepropeptide (gene ghrl). The record is from RefSeq and is a predicted model, not a curated record. Gene Ontology annotation, molecular function: ghrelin receptor binding; growth hormone-releasing hormone activity. Lineage: Eukaryota; Metazoa; Chordata; Actinopteri; Pleuronectiformes; Pleuronectidae. The transcript is spliced from 4 exons. Gene Ontology annotation, biological process: negative regulation of inflammatory response; regulation of response to food; positive regulation of growth hormone secretion. Gene Ontology annotation, cellular component: extracellular region. Bases 693 to 1013 code for a protein of 106 amino acids.
UAAAGGGUGUUUAUUUGCUGUAAAAGGAGCGAAUAAUACUUCCACUGAAAUCAAAUCCUUCAAUAGACAUAACUUAUAUCCAGGUCACAUGUGGAAUUAUUUGUUAUACAAGUAAACCAUGCGUUAAUAUCUAAAUUAAUAACUAACACAUCGUCAUGUCAACAAGAGGUUUUACUGGUAACUGAGGAGCGCUGAGAAGAGAACUGCAAAGUUCUGCUGUAGCUUUGUUUCUAUUUAUUUCAGAAAUGGAAUUUAGCUGCGGUGUAACUGUGUUGACAUAAGUUGCCGUGUUCGGACUGAACAAACGCUAUUGGUGAUUGGUAUCAGUCCAUUAAGUAAUAGACAAGUUCUUAAAUAUUCUCGUACACAUGCAGAAUAGACUAGAUCUCUUUGACUGCAAUGCUAUUACCCACAUUACCAAACUGAAUAUAAUAGAUGAUUAGCAGGUCAAAAGAGAAAUGUCCACUUUGUUAUCAAUUCAAACAUUUGAACGGUCCAAUGCUUCCUAGAUAUGACAAUAUCGGUUACCAUUCUGUUCAAUGCAUUUUAAAUCUGCAUGGAGGGGUUGAAAGUCAGGCUAUAAAAGGAGAACUACAGGUAUCAGUGUCAGAUUUAGAACAGCAGAUUUGAUUUGAAAUCUUUUGACGCUCUAUGUUGCGUCAUCAUUUUGCAGCAGAGACUCUGGUUCCACCAUGUUUUUGAAAAGAAACACCCAGCUGCUGGUUUUUCUACUGUGUUCUCUGACCUUGUGGUGCAAGUCGACCAGCGCAGGUUCCAGUUUCCUCAGCCCUUCACACAAACCUCCGAACAAGGGGAAACCUCCGAGAGCCGGCCGCCAAAUCACAGAGGAGCAGAGUCAACCCACCGAGGACCAGCACAUCACACAGGUGAGUGCCCCAUUUGAAAUUGGCAUCACCAUGACACCAGAGGACUUUGAGGAGUACGGCGUGUUGCUGCGGGAGAUCGUUCAGCGCCUGCUGGGAAACACGGAGGCAGCAGAGAGACCAUCUUAACUUUGAAGAUUAAGGACACGAUUUGCAGAUUUACCUUUUUAUUUCUUUAAAUUUCUACUUCAUUAGAAAGUGAUCAUUAAAAUAUGAGUAAAAAUGUCAGUUGCCUUAAAAACAUUGUUACUCACACUGUUGGUAGUUAAUCUGUACAAUUAACCGAUGUUCAUCAAGUGAAUCUAUGAGUAUGUCUAUAUUCAGAGCUUUCAACCACAUCUCAGUGCCACCAUUAGUGAGAGAUCGUUGUUAAAAAUAAUAGUUAAUAUCAAUUCAAUAUUGAUAUAUAUAUAAAACUAGAGUUUUAAUUUAUUUGUCAAACUAUGGUUCUCAUACACAAAUUUAGGUCACCGCUGUAUAUUUUAUUUUCAAAAUCACUUGCUGCAGUACAGAAUAUAACUUAGUAAAUAAAUUAGUCUUUAUUUGUCUUCAGAGACUUACAUGUGGUGGUAAAGAUAUCAUUUCGUCUCAGUCUCAUAUCUGAGAAGGUCAAGGUUAUGGGUGAAAUGAGGAAUUGGAAAGAGAUGGAAGAACAGAUUGGUUUGAUUUCUCCCUCUUAAUCAGUACACACAAUUGACAGAGGCUUCCAAGUCAUGGAUUUUGUGAUAAACCUUUGUAUUAUGCUGCAUUCAGAAAUAAAAACAAAGAACAUUCAUUCCUUUUCAAAUGGAACUGCAUCUUUGAAUGCAAACUCUCGUUGACUAAGUUUACCUGCAUUAUGAGGGUGGCUACCUUUUACCAAGCCCAGAGGGAAAAGCACUGAUAUAGAACUGAGAAUAGUGUGUGCCCUGUCCUACAAGCUGAAAAGAAGCUAAAACACCUGGAAAAAUAUGCGUUCAUUAGCAACCCGGUAGAAAUAGGAACAUGUGUAUUUUUAACACAUCCCUCUUGUUAGACCAGAAAUACACAAGAGCUCUAUUCACCUUCCAUUAAUCCGCAGAUGGCAGAGUGGAACUCCACGUCAGGAGCCUUCAUUGUCAAAAUAAAAAGCACUCAAACCAAAUGUGAGAGGCGAACACUGUGGAAUCGAAGCAGGCUAAUGCACCAGUCUCACCACCGAGUCUUCAGUAACAAAUCAGCU